AUGGGAGGGAGAAAGACACCAGCGACGCCUUCUUCUUCGAAUGAGAAUACUACUAAUAAUGUGUUCUCAUCAUCAACAUCAUCGAUUGAUUUCCAGUCGCCUCGUUUCCAAGAGAGUUUACACUGGCUCCAAUCCACGCGAAGAGGAGAGUAUAAAGAUAAAGCAAAGAGCGUACGAGAGGACGUGAUGAAAUUGAGGAGAGAGAACGAAAAGUUAGCCGCGACAGCUGGAGCUGCGACGACGUUUCGAGAUAUUUCCAACAACAAAAACAACAACCAAAGAAUACAGUUAUUAUCGCCGGCACCUUCGCCGGAGGACAUGCAAAAGAUGAAGACGGAGAUGCUCUUGUUGCGAGCGCAAUUGCUCGAACUCGACUCGAAAGAACGGAAAGAAAUAGACCGAACGGCCGAGGAGAUGGCUCUGAGAGAGUUGAAAUUAGAACGCGAACGAAGAAUACACUCGACGGAAAAGUUGAAAGGAAAACUGUUCGAGCUGCAAACGGCGCACGAGAAAGCGUUGAAAGAGUGCAAGAAGCUUAAGGAAGAUUUCGAAAAGGCGAAAUAUGAAAAUGAAACGACUGCGAACGAGAAAGAGGAAAAGUUGCAGAACAUCUUGAGAAGUUCGGAGCAACAGUUGCAAGAGGUGAACCAACAGUUGUCCGAUUUGCAAGAGGAGCGAGAGACGGAGACGGAGAAGUUUAAAUCGGACAUCGAAUCAGCGAUUUUAGUCUCAGAGACGCGAGCGAACGAGGCUGAGUUGCAACAAAAAGAUUUGGAGAUGAAGAUUAAAACGUUGAAAACGGAACACGAGGAAGAGAUCAAAGCGUCGAGGAUGAAAAUUGAAGAGUUGGAAAACGCGUGCGAAUCCAUACGAAACGCAAACGAGGCGAAGGAGAGUGAGUUGGAAAAAGUCACGGAGAAAUACACGGAGCAGUUGAAGUUGGCGCAGGAACACGACGACGUGAUGACGAAAGUUUCGGACGAGUUAAAAGCGAAUGAAUUAGAGUUGCAAAAGUGUAAGUUGGUGAUGGAAGAGAUGAUAGCAGCAAAGCAACAGAAAGCAAUAACCGCAGAGGCGGAAACGCAAACGUCGUCGGUAGAAAAUAACGCCGACGAUGACAAUAAAGAUAAAGAAAUGAAAGAAGAACACGAACGAGAGAUUCAAUCUAUGCAAAAAGAAACCACCCUCGAAAAGGACGCGUUGCGGCAGAAAAUAACCGCUUUGGAAGCGUCCGUCAAGUCUUUAGAGGUAUCUUUGAGAGACAAACGAGAAGAGAGCGACUUGCGCCAGAAAGAGUUGAGAAGAACUCGCGAGGAACUCUUAACGACACAAACCGAACGCGACGAAGCCAAGGCAUCCUCUGAAAAAGCGUUGUUAGAUCUCUCGUCCGCUGUGAAGACAACUAGCGCAUCCGAAAACGAAAACGCAUUUAUGAUUGCGCAACUGAAUAUUGAAAUUGAACUGUUGAAACGAACGUUGAAUGAAACCGAAGAAGCGUUGGCGCGAGCCCGAGAGGAGGUUGCGCAAUCGAAAGUUCUCUUGACAGAAACGACAGAGUCGUUAUCAAAAGCUCGAGAGGAAGCCGCGAAAUCUGCACGAGCGCUUCUCGAAGCGAGAGAAGCACCUCCUGUAGUCGUAGAAAAGACUCCGGAGACUUCAACCGUUAUCAACUUGAAUAUCAACGAAGGCGACGUCAUUCAAAGCGACCAUAUUCAAGAGCUCACCGCUCGCGUCCUCGAUUUACGUCAGCAACUCGAAGCGCAAAAGAAAAUAUUGUUAGACACCGAGUUACUUCGCGUUUCCGAGAGAGAAGCCGCUGCCACGCAAGUCAGAGCGCUCGUCGUGCGAACGAGCGACUUGUUGAGCGGUCGCAUAAACAGUUCGUUGCUCGUCGAGUCUUCUUCCGCGGAUGAAGGAGAAGGCGGGAACGUGGUAGAAUACGUCGCAGGUACGUUAGACAGCUGGUUUGGCUUGGGAAAAGAAGAAGAACGAGAGAAAAAGUCACAAACCACCGAUGAUGAAGGUGACGAUGAUGAGAACGAAUAG
Messenger RNA from Bathycoccus prasinos, 2046 nucleotides. RefSeq lists its product as hypothetical. The record is from RefSeq and is a predicted model, not a curated record. The coding region runs from base 1 to 2046 and encodes 681 amino acids. Lineage: Eukaryota; Viridiplantae; Chlorophyta; Mamiellophyceae; Mamiellales; Bathycoccaceae. The transcript has a single exon.